AAGCACUAUGUCAAACUUUUUUGAAACGGGGUCAAGUCACAUUCAGCCAGCGUGGGAAAGCAAGGGGAAAAAAAAAAGUUGAGGAGAGGGGAAAAAAAAAAAAAGCAAGCUGCUGCUGCUCCCAGGCUGAGCAGAGGCCGAGGGAGCCAGCGAGGGGAGGCAGCGCAGCGCAGCGGGGCAGCGGCCGCGCCGAGGGCCGGUGCCCGAGCCCCGAGCAGCCCCGGGCAGCCCCGCGGAGCCCCGGGCAGCCCCGCACCGGCAGGCUGCGGCCGGCGGGGCUGCGGUCGCGGCGCUGCAGCUCCCCGGGGACCGCCGGCCGCGAUUUUUAUUUCGCGUUUUCGUUUUCCCCGGGCAGGGUGGGGGCGGGAGAAGCGGGCUUGGGGGACGAGUGCGAGCUGCCUUCUGCGCCAAGGUGCGGUCCGGCGGCGGCAGGAGGAUGCGAGCCGAGGGCGGCCGAGCCGCGGAGCAGCUACCUGUGUGGCCCGGGCGGCCGCUGCCGGGACCUGCCGGAGACAUCGCCAUGUGAAGGGGCAGACCCCGGGCCGGCUCUCCACCCCGCCUCGCUCAAUGGGAGAUCUAAUUGGCUUUACGCAGACAAUGCUCCCAAAGACUGUAUGAUAAUUCCUGGUGGCCGAAAGAGGAGGCACAUUGGGGCCUGUACGGAAGAGGAACAAGAACAGGAGGGCAAGAGCUUCCUACUGCCCCUCUGGCAGAGGUACCAAGUGUGUGGCAUAUCUGCAACGCGAGCAAAGCACUAGUUUUCAGAAAGCAAGCGAGACUGAGAGACACCCCAAGGCACCUGCAGCACGGGAGGAGGAGGAGCAGCGCCAGCAUGGAUAAGGACAGCACAAACCUGGCUGACCAGCAGUAUGAGUGCGUGGCUGAGAUUGGGGAAGGAGCCUACGGGAAGGUGUUCAAAGCCCGAGACUUGAAGAACGGAGGUCGCUUUGUUGCACUGAAGCGGGUACGGGUGCAGACCAGCGAGGAGGGGAUGCCGCUGUCCACCAUCCGAGAGGUGGCGGUUUUGAGGCACCUGGAGACAUUCGAGCACCCCAACGUGGUCAGAUUGUUUGAUGUGUGCACUGUGUCACGAACAGACAGAGAGACCAAGUUAACAUUAGUGUUUGAACAUGUGGAUCAAGACUUGACUACUUACUUGGAUAAAGUUCCAGAGCCUGGGGUGCCUACUGAAACUAUAAAGGAUAUGAUGCUUCAGCUGUUUCGGGGACUGGAUUUUCUGCAUUCACAUCGUGUGGUACAUCGGGACCUGAAACCCCAAAAUAUCCUUGUAACCAGCAGCGGGCAGAUAAAGUUAGCUGACUUUGGCCUUGCAAGAAUCUACAGUUUUCAGAUGGCUCUUACCUCAGUGGUUGUUACUUUGUGGUAUAGAGCUCCUGAGGUUUUGCUUCAGUCCAGCUAUGCAACACCAGUUGAUCUUUGGAGUGUUGGCUGCAUAUUUGCAGAAAUGUUCCGUCGAAAACCACUCUUCCGUGGAAAUUCAGAUGUUGAUCAGCUAGGAAAAAUCUUUGAUGUAAUUGGGCUCCCAGAAGAAGAGGACUGGCCUAAUGACGUUGCCCUUCCAAGAAAUGCUUUUGCUUCCAGACCCGCACAACCUAUUGAAAAAUUUGUACCAGAUAUUGAUGAACUGGGCAAAGACUUGCUUCUUAAAUGCCUAGCCUUCAAUCCAGCCAAGAGAAUAUCUGCCUAUGUUGCCCUCUCUCACCCAUAUUUCCAUGAUCUGGAGAAAUGCAAGGAGAAUCUGGACUCUCACAUGUCAUCCAGCCAAAACUCCAGUGAGGUGAAUGCAUCAUAAUGCUGACUGAAGAUGAACCACAAAUGAACAAGACAUGUAGCUGACAAGGCCACUGUCCCAUACCAACCACAUAGCUGUUCUAGCAAAGAGCAUUAUUUGGAGGUUCUAUGCACUUAUCUUUUCUUUUGGGAUUGUGAUGUGCUUAUCCAGGAAAUCAAUCUAGUUUACUUUCAUCAGAGCAACAAAAGGGCCAGGGCUUUGACCUGCUCCCAUUGCAGCUUUAUGUUUGUUUUGGUUUUGUUUUGUUUAUCUACCUGGGAAAAUUCCAGAGGAAGAGAAGCUGCUGACUGGUUUUGCUGCCAUUUUAUCCUUUUAAUAUUGAAUGCUGCCAGUGUGGAGUAGGAUGAUCAAGUCAUUGCCAAAACAUGAUGCAAUCUCUCUCUCUAGCUGCUGAAGCAUGAUUUGGUACUUUUUUAUUAUUAUUAUGUGAUCUCUUACAGUGAUAUUUAAAGAAUGGCAUUGAAACAUCAGCUCUCUGCAACCUGCAGUUAACUGAUACACGCAUUAAUACAUCCAGCUGCUGUUAAUUCAUAGCAUAUAUGCAGGUGCUUCCCCACCUGAAAACUUGGAUGGAUUACUUUAUCAUUUAAUUGCUCUAUCAAAAUAACUGUGAUGAUGGUCAUCAAAAUAAAUGCCUCAACUUUUAGUUUUUUUCAUACACAAACAAGUUAUUAUCUAGCUACGUUUGUGUGCAUGUUGAAAAAAAACAAGUGUUUUAAAAAUCUUCUAGAGUCCUGCUGUUAAAGACUCUUUUUUCCAAAUGGUUAGUUUGUGUUGAAAUCCAGGCACGUUCUAGCCCAUCAUCUAACCCAUCAUUCCCCCCUGAAAACAGCUGCAAGCACAUUUUCUUUCUCUCAUUCCAAAUGUUCUGAUAUGCAGCUCAAAGACAUGAGCAGAGCCAAUGAAAAACAAUACAGAUUUUCACCUUCAACCUGUUAUGAAUAUCAUCCAAAAGGAAACUAGAAAAAAUAUUUCCAGUUCAGAAGCAGAGAAUCCUAUACCUGUAAUAAGCACAGAUAUAUGUUUGUGCUGAAUUGUAUGCUGUAUACCGCGCUGCCUUACCUGCAACACACCCCCAUGCAUCACAAGUGCAGGAACAUUACUGUCUCAGAGUCCCUCAGAUGUCAUUUAUUAAGCAGACUUGUUUUCUAUGCAGAAAUGCAUGAGCUUCUCUCCUAAACCACCAUGUGGGUAUACUGGCACAUGCUUUUCCAGUAGGGUUAAUGUGCCAUUAUUGAAUGUCAAAAUAACUAAGCAAUUCACAUGCCUUUACAGCACAGUUAUUUUAAAUAUUACAUUAAAUUUUUAUAUUUAGUAUUUUUACCUUAACUAAAAUAUAUUUUCAGUAUUUUAAAAAGAAACUUUUAUUUUUUUAAUACUGUACUGGGAAAAAAGAAAUAUUUUAAAUCCAUAAGAGCUGUUCCCUAGCACGACUUUAGUGCAUUUCAUGGAUAGGACUUGGGGGAAAAUAUUGAUCCAACGAGUUAGCCCGUAUCAUAAAACCAUAAAUAUACACUAUUGCAAUAUAACUGAUGAUAAGUGAGGCAGCUAGCUUUGCUUACUCCUGUGAUAGUCCCUUAGGCUUCUCUCUUCCUCAUCUCUAUUUCGUCUUGUCUAGCUAGUGAGCCAGCAUUAUAUCCUCAUUCACAGCAUGCUUGGCAGAAGCAGGUCCUUAGCAGUGAGUUGAGCAACAUAAUUUUUCCAGCUCUGGCAUGGGAACUUGUAGCCAUCUCCCUGGCAGGUUUCUCAGGCCUGUGACAGACUGGCUGUUGUGGCAAACUUCACUGUUAACUCCCUUUCAGGUAUCUGCACUGUCUGGGACACGGCCCAUUGCUAAGGUAGCGAGUGGAUCUUAUCUGUCUCUUGGAUAAAGCUUUUUGUUACUGUUGGACACAUAAGUAUGUGGUGUAUGGUCUGUUUUAAAUAACACAAUUUUUAAAAGGACCACUUGCAUGCAUGCAUGCAGUGGCCUGUGCUUUUCUUCAUGCCCAGAAUGAUGCCUGUGCAAAACCUACCAGCAUGAACAGGCAAGUUGCAAAUUAGGCCUGGCAAGAGCAUGCACGAGGCAUCUGCACACAGAGAUACUACCGAUGCAUAACACAAGGAUUUUGGAAGCUCUAUGAGCAGCAAGCUGAAGGCCAAGGAGCGGUCACAGCAGCUAACCCUCUAAUCUUGGCCUUGCCUCUGUCAUUCUCUCUGUUCCUACAUCCAAGGGGAACUGUGAACCCACUGCACUGGUGUUAUCUCAGCCCUAUUCCUCCACGGCCAAUGGACCUGAGUGUGAAUAGGUUUUAACAUUCAUAGAAAAGGAUGGGCCAGAAUGACAUUUUUGCUAACCGUUUUUAAACACUAAUUAGAACAACAAACAGGAGGCAUAAUUCAAGAGAAUCUUGUGACAGUGAAAAAUAGAAAAGUUUUGUACACAGUUUAGCACUUUUACAAACAUUCCAUAAUUUACCUGGCGCCAAGUUAUCAUACAUACGUUAUCAGGGCAUUCUGCUGGUGUGGCUUUCCAGCAGCUGUCAGGGAACUCUCCCAGAGCUCACCGACAACUAAUAUAGAGUGAAAAUGUAGGGGAGGAGAGGUUGUUUUCAAAUUAGGUUCAAAACUCUCAGAUAGGGAUGUGCAUCUGUUCUGUGUUAGAAGAGCUUGUUGUAUUAAGCUUAGUGAAGCAAAGGCUAGAAGAGAAUAUGAUUGCUGAAUAUAGGUGCGUUAUUAGGGUAAAACAUUAAGGAGGGAAGAGAACACUUUAAGCCAAAGGUUAGUGUUGGCCCAAAAACUAAUGAGAAUAUGGAAAUCACAAGGAAGUUAAUUACUGAAGCAGUAUUUCCCUAUCAGUAGUAUCAGAAAAAGAGCUCAGAGAGCAGUGGAGUAAAGCAGGGGCUGGCUUACGGACUCAAAAGCAGAGCUUCUGCAACAAUGGUGCUCUAUGUUGUCUAAUACAGGAUCAGGUUAUAAAUAAGGGUAUUCAGGAGAACUGCUUGAGAAGGGCUGCAUUAGUGCUCAUGUUCUGGAACAUCCUUCCAUGGGAAUGGCAGGAACGAGGAAAGAAAUCUGUCUUGGCAGGGUUAGAGAAAAGAUUUAUCUAAUGGGGUCCUUACUACUACCGAUUAGUACUACCUGCUAAUGGUAGUAAGGGCCUAGAUUCAAAGGACCAACAACUUUUCAAAUUACCUCCUUUUCAAAAUCUCUUUAGGAAGAAAUUCCAUUUGACACACCACAGGCUUAGUCUUAUCCCAGUCUUCUCUGCCAAACCACGGGGCUUCACUUACAUGAGUAAACUGAGAAAGCCCAUUCUCUGGCUGGGCAAAGUGCUGGCACUGGCUAAAAUCAUGCCAGGAAUCAUGCUUAUAAUUUGACAGUACAGACAACUGUGGGACUGUGCUUAAGCCCAUGCCCUUGCUCUUUUGAUUUUACUGGUAUAGCGCUAGUAUUUAAGUACCUUUACUCAUUACUGGCAUACAUGUAGGAUGUAGGAAUUGUGUACACGAAAAAAAAAGUGCUCCUUGACACGCAUGUUCUAGACUGAUGAAAACUCAUCAUACACCCUUUAAAGAAGACUUCAGUGUGCAGUUCUUCUUAGCAAUAACUAUGCCUGUGCAUUUCUACAGGAGCAGUUCAACAGCAGCUAAAAACCACUGAAUAAGAAAAAAUAUAUUAAAAAUAAGUAUAGGUAUUUAGCUUAUAGAGCACCCACAGCCAGGCACUGUGCUCUUCUCAGCAGAGAACAGGGUGUUCUAAAUAAUGGAAGGAGCAAUUUCUGUCUCCCACCAACCUUUUUUUUAUCACUACUACAUAAUUCUGCAGGAAAAAACAUACCCAAUAGCCAAGGAGGAAAAUAUCACCAAAGCCAGCUACUGAAGUGCUAAUUGAUGAACUGUAGCAAGACCUCUGGAACAGCCCUUUUCUCUCUUCACCCUGCCUCGACACUCACUCUAGCCCUCCAAUUCUUCUCCUUCAGCUUCCAUAAGGAAACAGGCUUCAGUGAUGCUCACAGGUGCUAUUUCCAACAAGAUUCUUCCAAAUUUUCAAUAAGUACACAGUGUCAAUGUCCCUUACGUCCUUAUUACCAAGUGUUGCUUCUUUUAGUCCCGUAGCCCAGAACCGAUGACUAAGAAAGAAUCCCUUUGUGCACCUCCUUGCUUACCCUUAGUUUUGCAUACACCUGUGUUGCCUUCGGUGUACCAAGUAGAAUUCUAGAAAUAGGGUUUGUGCAUAUUUCUGUGUAGGCUGUGCACACACUUCAGCUCUUUUUCAGCCUAUUAGUCCACAAUGGUGAAUGUUAGAGUACCUUUCUAUGUUGUUUCUGUCCUAAAAGACACCAAAACCCAAGGACGUCAUGUUUGCAAAAUACUGAAAUAUGGUGCUAUGUGUACAGACCCUUUCACAUGAAAGGAAUCAGUAAGUUGUAGCAUUUGAGUAUCUUGGGCAUGAGGAAUGGUGUCCAGCAUCAUAAUUCUCGUGUGGUUUUUACACUCGAUGGUUGUUUGUUGAAGAAGAAGAAAAUACUGUGCCAUGCUACUUUUCACAGGUUCGCUCACUCACUGUCUUUGGGAAGCAUGUUUUAUUAUAUAUAUAAUUCUCUCUACUGUUAGGUAUUAGGUCAAGUUUAACAUGGAAAAUAAAGAGAAAUCAUGCUGUUUUGGCCUUUCAGCCAACAAACUUGGAGCACUUAUCUGACUCACAACUGAAAACACAUCAGUUGUCAAAUAUGUAUAUGAAUCAUAAACCACAUAGUUUGGUUUAAAAGGCCAUGUAAAUUAAUUAUGUUCCAUGUAUAAGACACAGCUGAAUAAUGAGGAAGUUUAUUCUAAGAACUCUGUUUUAUAGAACCACUUUGCUAGUAUUUUUCGUAUACAGUAGUUUCAGGAAUAGAUUGAUUUUUGUAUUCAAUGUGAAUUAGAAGAUACUAGGCUAUUAGAGUGAUUUUGUUUUGUUAUGCUUGAAGCUUGAACUGAUCACAAGCUUAGGAACCUAACAUAUUUAUUUUAUUGCUACAAAACUGCUUCUAAAUAUCAAGAUCUUUUUUGUUGUUAACAGGAUUUCACACUUCUCUUAAUGUGUAAAUGAUUUUCUGAAAUUAGUGUAUUAGAAAAAUAUUUUCCAAACUGCAGUUGUGUGGGAAAAUUUAAGAAAGAUAUUUCACAGAGAAUAAUAACAUGUUAUAUACUGAAAUCUUCAGCAACUGACUGUUAAUAAGCUAUCACUUUUACUUCUUUUUGAUUACUAAGUAUUGGAGUAUACAGAUUACUUUCCAUUAAGGAAAAAUUCAGAAACAAUCUCUAGAAAAGUAAAUGGGACUUUAUAUGUUUAACCUUCCAAUCUCCAUUUUCAUAUCCAGUUUUUUGUGCAAGUACAGUUCAGGUGUGCAAAAACACAACAACAUUUUUAACAGUCUCACAGGCUGUACAACUCAAAUAUGAGUUCUAUUUGUGAGCUAUUUAUUUUAUUAUAUCUCUCUGUUUUGCAAAUUGUUAGAUAAUGGCUGUAAUAUAAUUCUAGUUUCUGGACCACACUCUGUAACCAUCAAAUCCCGGUAAUUUAUGUAAAACAAUAAGAAGCUUUCUCAUUGAUUUAAAUGAACUAGGCCAUUAAAAGAAGAAAGAUGUGGACAUAUGAACUGACAAAUAUACUUUUGCCAAAUGUUAUUUCAUCCCUUUAGUUUGAAGCUUAGCAAGUAUUACAUACUGAUAUGCAAUAUAUACACAAUAUAAUAACCAUAAAAAACACUUAGGAGUAGUGUGAACAGGUAAUAUAAAAAAUGUCUCAUCAGGUUCUUGCAGAAACCAGCUAAAAGUCAUUCUUUUAGCUGAAAUACUCAAUAUUUUGAAACUGAUAUAUUUUUCCAUUAAAAAUAUUCUGGAAAAUUAUGUGCAUGUUUUUAAUUCAGACAAUGAUAGGCACCCAAACAGAACUGAAUCAAAUAGGAACUUGUUCUCAAAAAGGAUUCUGUAAGGCGAAGUAGAUACCAUCAGUUCCUUAGGUAUUCGGCAGAAGCUGCAAUUAGCCAGCACCAUGCUUAGAUGAGCCUUUUGUUUCUGGGAAGAAAAGCCCAAGGUUGCUGUGAGUGAAGUUACUGGAAAACUUGCUUUGACUUAAAUAAAGCCCUUUGAGAGCUUCUGCAAUAUUCAAAUUUCCAGCUUUCCUUGAAAGACUGUGCAAAACACCUAAGAUAACCCAAAACUCCCUAACAAUAUGGCAUUAUUUCCUUCAGAUUAAAUGUUUUAUCUCUGUUAGAAUAUAUUGGGGGGCUUCAUCCAGCCCAAUGUCAGUGAGAGUUUUGCAUGGCUAGAGAAAGUAAGAAGAGAUUCUGCUAUGGAUAUUUUGAUACUGAAUGAUUGUGGUAGAGUAGAUCUUUUUGUUUUCAAAAAAGAUCAGACAAAAGAUAUUGCCUUCUUUUUAAAAAAAAAACAAACUGACACUUAGUAAAGAUUAAAAAGGAGAUUUUUAAGGAACUAUUGGGAAAAUAUUGCUGGGAUAAGGGAAAAGGAGCAUAUUUAUAAUGUGAAAAUGUAAAUAUAAACAAUGUGUAUUAAAUAUGCAUUGAAACUGAUAAUUUUUCACUGACCUUGCGAAGUUGAUAGGGUUUUAUGGAAGAAAAGAAUCCAACUAUGACCUUAUCCUAACUACCACUUUAAUAUUCACUUGCCCUAAAGCAACCUAUACUAUUUGACUGAAAGGAGAAGGGAAAACAAGUAACAUUUAAAAUGUGAUUUACUUUGGUGACAUCUACAUGGCUAUGCUGUAAAUCUCUCAAGCUCGCCAUCCAUUUUUGAGUGAGCUAAAUUGACAUCCACACUAUUUAGUUUUCUGCACCUUAAACCAAUCCACAUGCCAGAAAAAAAACUUACUUUCUAGUGUUUACAUGGAUACGUGCUCCCAUUCACAUGCUUAUGUUAAACUCAGCCAAAGAGCGCUGUCUCUGCCACUGAAUGGGAAAUAAAUUUUCACAGACGGCCAGCUUCCUUCGUGCAAUUACUCCUAAAGAGUUUGUAAUUAAUGUUCAACAAUAUGCAGCCUUUCCUCUUAUUCCAUGUUUCAUAUGUAUGUCAUGUUAUGCAAAUCCUCAGCCUUUAAAAAAAAAGAACAGUUCUUGACUGUUAGGAUCAAUUUUGAGUAGCUAGAUGAGAGGGGAAAGUUGUGAAGUGCUGCAAAGAUAGGAAAAUGGGCAGAGAAUAGGAGAGUUCUGGACAAUUCUGGCAAGCGAAUAUGAAUAUGUGGAAAAGUUAUGUGUAAGUGUAGGGGGAAGAUUUUUUCCCACAUGUUUUUUCUCCUGUCAUUCACUUUCAUAAGCAUAAGAUGAUAAAGCAAGACUCUUGCAUAGGAUUUUAGUUCCAGAUACUUAUUAUGCCAACGCGAGUCAUGAGUUCCAGUGCAGUUUUUCAGCAUAGCAACAGCUCCACUUUUUAAAUCAGAUUUUGCAGAAUCAGAGGGCUUUCUGUGUAAAUAGAUAUAUUUUUAAAAAGUCUUAUGAAACAGUUUGAGAGCGGGUUAAGCUGCACAAGACACUGCCUGUAGUUCAGCUGCAGACAUGGAGAAUGUACAACCGUAAUGCAGGAGGGUCACUAACAGUGUCCAUUAGUGAGCCAUAUAGUUGUGCAUUGCAAGCCGACUCCUGCCACAAAUUGAAAAUCCUUUGACAAUCCAAAAUGGCAUGCUUUUGAGCACUUGGACUUUGAUAAGAUUAUCUGCAUGUGGUUUUGCUGGAUUAGUCCAGGUGGUUCACCGUCUUACAGGAGCAAGUCUGAGGGCCUGGCAAGUCUGUCUGACACCCAGUGUAAUACUGCAGAACCAUUUGCAAUGGAAAAGGCUUUCCAUAGGUUGUAUGGCAGAAAUGGAGCUUUCUGAGCUGCUGUGCCAACCUGAGAGCUACCAUUAAUUAUCGUUAUGCCACCUCCAAAAAUAGAGACUACAAGGCCUGUGUAGCAUUUUGUUGUGUUUUGUCCAUGUGCGUGGGUGGCUGGGUAAGUGUUGGCACAGAGCGGCUAAUUUUGGUACUUCCAUUAAGCAUGAGCAACUAGGCUUGGCACAAAGACAAUUUCACAGUUCCAGGGAUGGGAAACCUCUAAUUCUACACAGUAGUUCUCUGGCAUUUGUUAAAUACAUACAGUGAUAGAUCACCCGGCCACUCACACCAUCCUUUCCUUAUCCCAGAUCAUCCUACUGUGACAUUGUGAAAGAAGCCCUGGGGAGUCUACUCCUCAACAGUCUUUCAACACCCUCCUUCCUCUCACUGCAGUGACACUUAAUUACCUAUCACUUGUAUCCAACCCUGCUGAUACUUCCACAGCCACUUAAGAAGCUUCGAGCUAAAUUACUACCUUGUGAUCCUGCAGCCCGCCAGUCUGCAGGCAGCCAAUGAUUUGUAUUAUAGUUUUUUCUUGCUUCUCAUUAGGAACUGGGAAAUACUACAGUGGAAUAUGGCAAAGUGUGUGCUACUUUUACACUCUUUGGUUCAAGCAAAGAGAUGAGCUAGAAUAGAUUGAACAUAAUGUGUUUGAUCAGCCAAAAGAAUUUUUGAUUCAGAAGAUUAUUAGCUAAGUAUAGAAGAUCCCUGGACAACUGUCUGUGAUGUACGUGUUUACAAGAGCAGCCAAUGAUGCUUCUGUUAUACAGAAGUUUUUAACAGACACAAACAAGACUAGCAGUGCCAGCCUCCUGUUGCUUAGCCCGCUUCCCUUCCCCUUCCCCAAGAUCACUAUUCCCAGGGAGAGGUUUCUUUCCAGCAUGAGGCAGAGCAACUAUGAAACAGUUCUUCCUUAUAUGAAGGUCCCCAACUCUCAAGGUGACUUGGGUGCAUGUAGGCAGUCAAGCUCAUUCCUUUGCUUUUUGCUAUGGCAGUUUUGAGUAGAGAGCCCUCCACAAGUACUAGGGACAGAUGGACCUUACCCCCAAUAUACUCUCCUGAGUCUUUCCAGGAUCUAGAGGGGACAGUAUGCUUACUGUUUCUAUGACAGUUGACUUUUUUGCAUUUUAAACAGCAGCAUUGUAAGAACUCCCCUAAGAAACCUCCCCUACUACACAAAAAAGAUGACUUAAUUCUGGGCGUGCUGUGGGAAAUGACCAAGUGUUUUAUUCCAGGUGGAUGAUGAUGUAUCUCAAACAACUAUCCUUCAUCAGUGAUAGAAAAAAAAAAAACAAACCCAAACAACAACAAACUGGAUUCAAAAUAUAGCCUGGGUCUGCAGAGUGCUAGCUGAAUAAGAAGUGCUUCUCAGUCUUUUUCCAGCAAGAUCCAAAAUCUAUCACAGUUUCUUGCCUGACUUUCUCUUGGAGUCCCUUGUAACAAAGGUAGCUGUAACCAUGGGUUGCAACUACAACAAAAAAUACAUUGGAAAUUGGAUGCUGGCAAGAAGUUUGUGGAUGUGAGGCUGCACCAGAUGGCUUAUAUAAGCUCAGUGGGGAUGUGCUCGUCUGAAAGUGUUGAACGCCGUGCACAUUUUGAACUGAAGUUACCUAUUAUGACAUGAUAGAAGGACAUCAGUGUCAUGAGAUUAGAGGCUGAAGGGACUGCAAAGAUUGAUCCAUCCAUUCCUUUUUCUCCCUAGAUGUGUAGCAACCCAGCGGUUUUUCAGCUUUCUUUUGGUUUGAUUUGUUUUAUUUCACCCACACCGCCACCAUUCUCCUUCCUAUUGUGCAUAAUAAGUCAAACAGAAAAGCAUUACUCUAGAUUACGAGCUUAAAACCAGAGCAGGCCAGCACCGUCUAAUAAUUUUGAUCACUCUCUGGUGGUCAGUAUUAAGUGAAUCAUUUGUCUCUGUUUAGAUUCCAACAAAGAGCAUUCAAUAUCCGUGACACCUUCCUUGCAUUCAGCACUGUUAAAUAACCUCCUGUCAUUCUCUGCAGUGUUCAAAAUCUAGCUUUGCCUGGAGACUGAGCUCCCCCCCUACAACCCACUUAGAGUCAUGGCAGUCUGGGCAAAAGAAGUUUACUUUAUGGCGGUGCUUUUCGGUAGGGAAUGGGAGCUGGUUCCAAUUGAAACAGGGCCUGAAAGAGUCUGGAGGGCUGCUAGCUAGGCAGCUUUCACAGGCAAGGCAGUCACUUCGGUUAAAGCGAGAAACAUAAUUUAAAAUAUAAAGAUGCCAUUUACAUUUCUGAUAGAAUCUGUUUUCUACACAAAGCUGCAUGAUUUUGGCACUGAAACCAAGCCCACAGGCACCUGUUUAUCCUCUCCUUUCAGUCUUUAAUUUCUUUGUAAAUUCUUUU
Messenger RNA from Phalacrocorax carbo (great cormorant), 12019 nucleotides. The record is from RefSeq and is a predicted model, not a curated record. Lineage: Eukaryota; Metazoa; Chordata; Aves; Suliformes; Phalacrocoracidae.